UAUCAGAGCUCCAUCCAUCACAGCAUCCAUCCACACACAGGCAGGCCUGCCCUCUCCUUCACCCAGGAUUAUCUCCUCAAAGUCAGACAUGGACAAUGCUCCUGCCAACGCAAUUGUGCUGGAAUUUACAGAAGACCCCGCGCUGACCGAGAUGAUGCGUCUCCGCGUGUCGUCUUUGCAGAAAACGGGGCAGAAGCGUCAGGACGGCGAGCGUCUCCUUCUCCCUCAUGAGUUCGUGUAUCGGCUGGAUUUCAACAAUCAGGAGCUGAACUUCUCACGCUGGUACUUCUCCUUAACCGGCCACGGUCGCGUCACCAUCACAGGCAUUUGCCAACUCUGGACCCCCGACCUCACCAACCUGAUGACCCGCCAGCUACUGGAGCCCAUCGGAACAUUUUGGCGGAACGCUAACGACCCCGAGGAUUCCCCGCUCAAAUGGCUGGAGGCGGAUAUGCUGGAGUUCGGCGAAAGGAUUGCUGAGCUGGCAAAGGUCAGGAAGGUUAUGUACUUCCUGUUGGCUUUGAAGGAUGGAGCGGAGGCAGCCAAUCUUAGCUGCUCCCUGGAGUUCACUCCAGAGAAAUGACUUUUUUACUUCUUGUCAGUAGAAUCCAUGUAGAGUGCAAUAUUUUGUUCAAUCUUUGACCUUUAAAAGCCUCAAACUAGAGCUGAGUGAGUCAAAGAAAAAUCCAAAUUCACUCAGAUAUCAAAGUCAUAGUCACAAAUCUGCAAACUUUAUACAAAUUUCAUGAUUGUUGGCUUUAAAAGUUUAGCACAAAUAGUAUGUUUUUAAUUUCCCCUAUAUGAGCUCGGUCAAAGUUUUUGAAGGACUUCUGGCACACGAGCUUUGAAGAAAGUAUUUCUCACAAAACAGGGCACACUUUUUAAGUUAAGACCACACAGUCCUGAGAUAGAACAAAUAUGAACGCGCUUCAUUUAGUCUUUGUUUAAAAGUAAAAAAAGUAAAAGUAAAGUUUUGGUUCCUGGUGCUCCUCAGAAGAUCAAAAUCUUAAAAUCAACAACAGAACAAAUGUUAAGGAUUGUAUUAAAAGGUUUCCACUGACAAGAGUUUUCUUCACAUGAUAUAAAACAAAUGAGUAAGUUUUUUAUAACUCAUCACAAAUUAAAAUGUUGAAUAAGAUCACCUUUUGAAUACAAAAACUUUGAACUACAAUCCAAAUAUUCCUCUUGUAAAUAAAUCAUCCCUUCACCGCUCAGCUGGAUAUUGUGAUGAAACGUGUGUUUAAAGAGUGACUUGUUCUUAGAGCUGUUGUUUCCGUCGAUGUUGUUGUGUUUUGUUUAGGAGUUCUUUUCAUCCCUCAUCGAGUAUCAGAUAGAUGCAGAACGAGUGGCUGUGAGUGGAAUAUCAAAUAUUCACGUUGCAUGACUGUCGGCCUGACACAAAACAGAGA
Molecule: messenger RNA, 1409 nt
Organism: Labrus mixtus (cuckoo wrasse)
Lineage: Eukaryota; Metazoa; Chordata; Actinopteri; Labriformes; Labridae
Gene: ompa
Product: olfactory marker protein a
Exons: 2
Coding region: 89-583 (164 amino acids)
Biological process (GO): signal transduction; sensory perception of smell
Source: RefSeq, a predicted model, not a curated record